UCCGGCCCGAGGGCUCGAAGGCUCCACGAAUAAGCGAAACCAAACUAAACAAGUUCAGCGACGCUUCGGGAAACAACGCGCUUGGAAAUACUCCUGGUGGAACGCGCAUCUCGCACUUCAAAGAACGCACAUUCAAAUCAACGACGGUGUUGCUACUAUCAACCAAUCUGCAUCCAGUGCCAACGGAUCAAUCUCUGUGUGUGUUUGUUUGUGUGCGACCGUAUUUCUGUUUAAUCCUGUGCCCGUGUUGUUGCCCCGGUGGUUUCCCCGUAUUCCACAGGCUAGAAAAGCCAUUUUUGUUUCAUUCAUUUUGUGUCUGUUGCAUUGUCGCGGAGUACGGCAGCAUAGUUUCAUCAUGAGUAUGCCCGAUGUUAUCGACGUUCGCGCUGAGCUGAAUAGCGAGCACGUACUGGACGACUGCGGUAACAGUGACCAUCUUGCACACGACGUGAACGAUGCCCUCGGUUCGCGAAAGGGCCACGAACUGUUUGACCAUCGCAUCAAGGCCCGGAUGCCCGUCGAGCGGUACGCGUCCGACUACAACAUGAACCACAAACGACGCGGGCUGGCGUUGAUUUUCAACCAUGAAAACUUCGACGUUCCCCAGCUGAAGGCUCGCGCGGGUACGAACGUGGACUGCGAAAAUCUGACCGCCACGCUCAAGGGCCUAGACUUUGAGGUGCACGUGUACAAGGACCUGAAGCUUCGCGAUCUACAGAAGGAGGUCGAACGCGUGUCGCAGAUGGAUCACACGGAUGCCGACUGCAUACUGGUGACGAUCUUAUCGCACGGCGAGCUCGGCUACCUGUACGCAAAGGACUGCCAAUACAAGCUGGACGUCGUGUGGUCGUUCUUCACGGCCAACCACUGUCCCACUUUGGCCGGCAAACCGAAGCUGUUCUUCAUACAGGCCUGCCAGGGUGAUCAGCUGGACGGUGGUGUGCUGCUCUCGUCCAAGGAUCGCACCGAAACGGACAGCUCGUCCUCGAUGACGUUCAAAAUACCGACGCACGCCGACUUCCUGAUCGCGUACUCCACCAUACCCGGGUUCUACUCGUGGCGCAACACACAGAAGGGUUCCUGGUUUAUGCAGUCGCUGUGCCACGAGCUGAACCAGCACGGACGUAAGUACGAUCUGCUGACGCUGCUCACGUUCGUAACGCAGCGCGUGGCGUACGAUUUCGAAUCGAACACGCCGGACAUACCGAUGAUGCAUCAGCAGAAGCAGAUUCCGUGCACCACCACCAUGCUAACCCGUUUGCUGCGCUUCGGGGAGAAGAAAUCGUUCUAAGCGCAUCGCGCUAUCGCUCGCAGCAUCCACGGACGGAAAUAUCAUAACUACACGACGAUCAUGGUGCAGAGAGAGAGAUAGAGAGAGGAAAAGGAAAGCUGCCAUGUCUAUUAAAAAAGCAUAUUUUUUACAUUUUUUUUUUCUCCAUCAUUUAAUUCCACGUAUCUUUAGGAGUAUUAGAUUUACCAUUCCCGAUGCGGCUCGAUUUGCCUAGGUGUGCAAAAAGCUUUGCCGGAUAGUGAAGGGAGCGCAGCAGCAGCAGCAUCUAUGUCUGCAUCUUUCGAAUGUGAAAAUGUCUUUAAUAUGUUACGAAAACCCUAAUAGCAUUGUCUCUCAUUGGGAUGCUGCCAUUUUCAUCCCUUUUUGAGCGUGGGAUUGUUCCGACAUUUCCAUCCACUUUAGAUGCUCCGUGUGCUAUGAUUUUCUAUAAGUUUUAUAAGCUCACCCACCACCCACCAAUGGCCUUUUCAAAUCAAAUUGAUCUCCAAAAGCAAAAAAAAAAAAGCAAACGUAACGUAACUGUGUGUUUCUCUGAUGCGCAUGAAAACACUUCGAAUACUUUAAUCAUUUUCCAACGAGCUAGUAAUUUAAGUGCUUUCUGUUUUGUUAGACCAAUUUCCACAAAACAAAGACAAAAUUCGUUUUUCGUACGUUUUAUUAAGAAUAGCUACUUAGUUCAAUUAAAAAAACAAAAAAAAACGGGAGAAGCAUAUUAAAAGCGUAAUGUGCGUUGGCAAACACACAAUCGAAUCAAAUCGUUCGGAAUGCGGCACCGAUGUGAUAAUUAAUUGGGUUCCCUUUUAGCUACCGAAGACAAUUUUAACCUCUGCCUGUAAACAAAUAAAAAACACCCCCCCAAAAAAAGAAAUGUUUAGGAAGGGCAAAAGAAAAGCUUAAAAAUCGGUUUUGUAAGAAACAGAAACAAAAAGCAGACAAAGAAUGUAAUAAAAAGCAACACAACACUGCACUUGAAAAAUGAAAGGUGAUAAAAAGAGGGUGAAAAAGAAAAGACAAACAAAAACAAAAAGCAAACAAACACGCGAACAUAUAUACAUAUUUACGCUAUUUACACCGUUUAUAGGUAGGUUAGGCAGACGUUGGGAAACGAUUCUAAGCGCGAUUUAGGGAAUAAAAAUGACGCUCUUACCUCAC
Messenger RNA from Anopheles stephensi (Asian malaria mosquito), 2443 nucleotides. RefSeq names its product caspase-like. The record is from RefSeq and is a predicted model, not a curated record. Bases 356 to 1291 code for a protein of 311 amino acids. The transcript has 3 exons. Gene Ontology annotation, biological process: apoptotic process; proteolysis. Lineage: Eukaryota; Metazoa; Arthropoda; Insecta; Diptera; Culicidae. Gene Ontology annotation, cellular component: cytoplasm.